Trematomus bernacchii (emerald rockcod) is the source of this 5039-nucleotide messenger RNA. RefSeq names its product solute carrier family 7 member 3a (gene slc7a3a). The record is from RefSeq and is a predicted model, not a curated record. Lineage: Eukaryota; Metazoa; Chordata; Actinopteri; Perciformes; Nototheniidae. The transcript has 12 exons. Gene Ontology annotation, biological process: transmembrane transport; amino acid transport. The coding region runs from base 629 to 2584 and encodes 651 amino acids. Gene Ontology annotation, cellular component: plasma membrane. Gene Ontology annotation, molecular function: amino acid transmembrane transporter activity.
UGUGUGCAUGGUGUGUUUAGCUGAAUCUGAUGUAAUCAUUAUCAUUCAACCUUCCCUAAACUUGAACAAAUCAUUACUCCUGACGUAGAGUGUGAUGCCGUUGUCCUUGAGGAUGUUUUAGGAUUUUUUUUAAAUGAUUGACAAUGCAGCAAUAUUAUUGUGCUCUGUGUUUCAAAAAGGAUCAGUAUGGUUUAUCACACCGGAGUGACUUGUUGAACACAGUUUGGUUGAAAUAAAAGUGAGCUGCUCCCUCUUUGUGGAUGGAUUCGUCGACCAGUUCCACGGUUUGGUCAUAGCCGAAUAAGAUUUCGGCCUAAUCUGCUGCUGCAAAGCGCUGUAACCGCUGAUCUGCCACUCCUUCAUAAAUCAUAACAACAACAUCAAAUGAAUUCUUGUAUGCACCGGGUAACGUGCGUGUAAACCUACCUGGUAAUAAAGCUGUUUCUGAUUCUGAUUCUCAAGGACCAAUAAUAAGCAAGUACUUGGUUAACCUACCCAGCUGCUCGAGUACUUCUACCCACAGACCAGUCGCACGUGUUCUGUUUAGGGUGUGUCAAUCACACACGCCCACACUCGAAGAAUUUAAAACACACAGCCCGGUCCAGCCCCCCCCACAGUCACAGCAAAUAUGGCCCACAAGCUGGCCACCUUUGGCAAAGUCCUGCUGCGUCGCCGGGCGUUGGACUUCUCCGGGGAGGAGACCCGAUUCGCCCGCUGCCUGUCCACCCUCGACCUCAUCGCCCUGGGGGUCGGCUCCACCCUCGGCGCUGGGGUCUACGUCCUCGCUGGUGAGGUCGCCCGAGAAAAGGCCGGACCCGCCAUCGUCCUCUGCUUCCUCAUCGCCGCUCUGUCCUCCAUGUUGGCCGGCCUGUGCUACGCUGAGUUCGGCGCCCGUGUCCCCAAAACAGGCUCGGCGUACCUUUACAGCUACGUGACAGUGGGAGAAAUCUGGGCCUUCAUCACAGGCUGGAACCUCAUCCUCUCCUAUGUGAUAGGUACGGCCAGUGUGGCCAGGGCGUGGAGCUCAACAUUCGAUAGCUUGGUUGAGCAAAAGAUCUCUGGCUUCUUUAAAGCUUCCAUGACAAUGAAGGUGCCAGGAAAUGUGCUGGCUGAAUACCCGGACCUGUUCGCCCUCAUCCUGGUCCUGCUGCUCUCUGGACUUCUGGCCUUCGGUGUGAACGAGUCUGCUCUGGUGAAUAAGAUCUUCACGGGCGUCAAUCUGGUGGUCCUGGGCUUCGUUAUCAUCUCCGGCUUUGUGAAGGGGGACUCGGCCAACUGGAACCUGACGGAGGAAGACUACGUCCGCUACAUAAACAGCUCCAACAGCACUAAAACUCUCAAAGUUGAUGAGGAGUUUGGCGUAGGCGGCUUUGCUCCGUUCGGCCUGACUGGAGUCCUGUCUGGUGCCGCCACCUGCUUCUACGCCUUUGUGGGCUUCGACUGCAUCGCAACAACUAGCGAAGAGGCAAAGAACCCGAUGCGCUCCAUCCCUGUCGGCAUCGUGGCCUCGCUGCUGAUCUGUUUCUUCGCUUACUUCGGUGUGUCCGCCGCUCUCACGCUCAUGAUGCCGUACUACGAGCUGAACAGGCAGAGCCCCCUGCCCGAGGCCUUCAGCUACGUGGGCUGGUCCCCCGCCAGAUACAUCGUGGCUGUGGGCUCCCUCUGCGCUCUGUCCACCAGUCUCCUAGGCUCCAUGUUCCCGAUGCCCCGUGUUAUCUACGCCAUGGCGGAGGACGGCCUGCUGUUCCGUAUCCUAUCCAGGAUCAACGAGCGCACCAAGACUCCUCUCCUGGCUACCAUCGCUUCUGGCGUUGUUGCAGCUCUGAUGGCCUUCCUGUUCGACCUGGCAGCGCUGGUGGACCUCAUGUCUAUCGGAACUCUGUUGGCGUACUCUUUAGUGGCCAUCUGUGUCCUCAUCCUCAGGUACCAGCCCGGCAGACUGAAUUCCUCCAGCCAGACGGAGAAGCUGGUGGAGAUGGUGGAAGGGGAGAAGGUGGCCGUGAGCGGAGGAGACAGCGGUGACGAGUACGGCAUGGAGACGGAGGAGAAACCGCUCCGGGAGACUUUAACCAUCAAGCUGCUGUUCUGCCCUAGUGGAAAGGUCCCAACGCAGACGUCCGGGAACAUCGUCUACGCCACCACCGCUAUCAUCUCCGUUUUUAUCACUGUCCUCUGCGUUAUCCUGGCUAACUGUCUCAGAGAGCUGCUGGCGGGACAUGCAGGCGUCGUGGUGCCGUGUGUCAUCCUGACUUUACUCUGCGCCGUCUGUGUCAUCAUCAUCUGGAGGCAGCCGGAGAGCAAAGAGGCUCUCACCUUCAAGGUCCCUCUGCUGCCCUGGUUGCCCCUGUUCAGUGUUUUCGUCAACAUCUACCUCAUGAUGCAGCUGGACCGAGGAACAUGGUUCCGCUUUGCCGUCUGGAUGCUUAUCGGUUUCGCCAUCUACUUCCUAUACGGUAUUAAGAACAGCAGUGAAGCAGCCAGGCGGAAGUCCCCACGCAAAUACGCGCCCGCGCUGCAGACCAAGAGCCCGAUCUACAAGGGCGCCCCCACCGACAGCAACGUGGAGGGAGGCAGCAGCCCCUGAUGCCCACUGCCGUAGACCUGGGGGGUGUUGCCAGAGCAACUACACACGUUUUGGCAGCGAGGUUGAACUGGCGGCCAAAUGCUGCGAUGUAGGGGGCCUGGAGCGCAGCCCUGGGUUUAAAGGGAGGAGAGGCAAGAGAGCGCCACACACACACAUCUUACCUCUGACUCCGAGGCUGAUUAACUUGAUGGCUAGACACUGUGACAGGCCACUCUCUGGCCCAUGUGUCCGUUUAAUCUGUCUAUUCGUACUUAGCCUUAGCCUUCCGGGAGAUAUUUACCUGCCUAUAACAUGCUUUCGAUGGACCUAACUAACAAAGUGUACUGCGGCGCACCUGAAGCCGUUAACUGGAAGAAUGUUAAAAUGUAACUGUUCUCGUCUUCACCACCUCUCCGUUACCGGUGCGCUGUAGAGCCACCGGCUAGUAGACAUGUGGAUCAGUGAGUCUCACCCUGCGAGAGCCUUUAAUAGAGAUAGUUUCUAGUUUAUUGGGCCUUUAUUCAUUGCAGCAGCCUGGUUGUUUGUGUGUAAACAAGCCGGCACUGAGUCUGUGCUUUACAGCAUCAGUGUGUUUGAUGUCAUCACACUGUACGGUUCAGUGUCCGAGGCUGAAGUCCACGCUUUACAGCGCCCCCCCCCUCCCGCUCCCAGAGAACAGCCAGACAGCGACUGUACACGGGACCUUUUUUAAGUCAUAUUAAAUAACAUAUCGUUAACUAUCUGUUUCAUAUAGACUGUGUUGAAAUGGUAUUUUAUGGCUUUCAUUUUAACAUGAUCCAGAAAACAAAAUGUUUUUUAACUGCCCAAUGGGCAACAAACUUCUUUCUACCCUUUAAAGGGCCAUGAACUUGAUUUGAACAAAAAACUGCAAAGCAAGAGUCACAUCAUUAAACCUCUGCUCUGCUUUCUGAUAGUGAAAACCCCAUCCAUCUCCAAAAAAUGCUUUCAUACACUUAUUUGCCAAUAUUUGGUUUGAUAUGGGCAUGUACAUAUCUAUGAAUUUCAAAUAAUCGAAUUUGCUAAUUCCAGAUUUCCUUUACAUAUGUGUUUCAUGUCAUUCGCAUGGCUGCACCCAGAUAUUUCUGCAGAUCUGGGGAGGGUUGAUCAGAUUUGCACUUAAUGAGGUCAUUAAUCGCAUUACAUUUUAAUUAUUAUAAUCUGUCCACCUCUGGCUGAUCUGGGAGCUGGGGAUUGUUUCUGAAUGAGGGGUCUCUGUUUUUCAUCACCACUAAAAUAUCGCAUUCACCUUUUUUACUGGUGAAAAGACACACAAAGGUUGUUGUUUAGUUUCAAGUCAAACUAAGGAAGAAUUAGAGAGUUUCCAUCACUUUCAUUUUAUUCAUCCGUAUUUUAUUUGUACUACUUUAUUAACUUAUAGAUCUAUUCAAAUGUUUAUAGUAUUGUUUGUUUGGGAUAGCUUUUCUUUUUUGUUCGGCCUUUUUCACAUCAAUCUCAAUCAACUGGAUAUGCUUUGUAGGUGUUAAUGUAUUUUGAUUGUUACAUGUACAGUUUUUAGUGUGCUGAUCUUUUUUUGGUCUCCUGUUUUAAUGUUUAUUUGUUUCCCCUUUUGUCGAAAAUGUCUUGCGUCACCAAAUCCUAAAUCUUUCUGACCAAAUGAACGCGUUUUGGAAACUGGGCUUUCCAUUACAAACGACCACUAAAAGUUGGUCUCUAAAUUGUGUAAUAUAUAUAUAUAAAAAGAAAUGUUUUAACCCCAACCCUCUGGAGUCUUUAUAACUUAUUGUUUAUAGUAUUUUUUGAACUUCUAGUAAACUGCUUUACUGUAGAUUGUACAGUAUUUGUUUAAAACCGUUUCUUCAUUUGUAUGAUGAUGUAUAUUAUACAAACACACUGUUUUAACAUAUGACCUUGAUAGGUGAGAAAUGUUUUACUUGUAAGUUACACUAAAGGCAUUUCAUUUCAUAAUGAAUGCUGCUGAAACCCCUUUUUUUGAUGAAAAUGGUCCUGGUGGAUGCAAUAUUUCGGCAUUUCUGUAGAUGCUGCCUGUUGUUGCUUAUGAAAUGUUCCCACCUUUUUUAGAUGUGUAAAAACAUCACAUAUCACACAAUGUUUGUGGAGAAGGGAGAUGAAGAAGAGGUAGAUUUGGAUUGAAUUGGGACUCGAUAACUUGGUGCCUAAAGAGCCAUCCUUCUGCCUGAGAGACACCGGGGCUGGAGAAACAAAGAGUCCAGCUGUAUCUCAGAAACUAUUGAAAUAUUGAACUCUGAUAUCAUUAAAGGGUGUGUGGCUGUGGCUCCUGUCACUCAGCUCUUCAUUCUCAGCCCUCGUGCCUUUGAACAAUCCAUACCAUCAUCUCCCCUCCUCAUUGCUAUCUCAUUAACCGUAAUGAUCUAUUUUUCGCUUUGUUUUAUAUCCUGUACAUAUGGCUGUCAUGGUAAAAAAAACAACAACUGUAUUUUCAAUGUUUUUUUUUAAAUAAAAUAAUUCAUGCUAA